This is a messenger RNA of Nilaparvata lugens (brown planthopper), 1729 nucleotides long. RefSeq lists its product as uncharacterized. The transcript has 4 exons. NCBI's taxonomy places the organism in Eukaryota, Metazoa, Arthropoda, Insecta, Hemiptera, Delphacidae. The record is from RefSeq and is a predicted model, not a curated record. Bases 132 to 512 code for a protein of 126 amino acids.
UGCGCCAUGAGGAUGAUGAAAAGCGGCGGCUGGUCGCGAUUUCUGUCCAUAACUACCCUUGACUUUACCAAGAGCGGCCCUCAGAUAUUGCUACGCCGUUUGCUCGCUCUCUCAGCCGGACAAUUAGCAGAAUGGUCAACCAGGGAAGAUUCUGUCUGCAAAUAUUCUUGGGUCUCUGUGUGAUUGCUGUGCUUACAAAUAUCUCAGAAGCCAAAGUGAAUUGCAGGAAAUUUGUCUAUGCACCUGUGUGCAGAGGAGUAGCAGCUAAGAGGGCAUUUCCAACUACACUGGAGAAGAAACUCAACUUUUACAUUCCAGACAGUAGUAAAUUUGACAGCGACCUACCCGAUGUGGAAUACACAGCUUCUUCACCUGAGAACCUGUUGCUGGUUCGCGGUCUGUUGCAGGGGCACAGGGGUGGCCAGGGUCCCUCCCACCUCUCCUCGGCAACACAACAGGCUCAACAGCUCCUCCCCUCCCAGACGGUCGAUCAGUUCUACGACUAUGAAUGAAACCUCACCACCCCACAAAUAAUCGAGAUAUUCUGAUUUUGUACAAUAUUUCAAAAGCUCAUUCCGUUUCUAAUGUUUAAGUCUUCUUGUCGAAACUGGUUGUCAACGCUACCUAGUUGUGUAAUACCAAAUAUUCUUGUUUAAUUGAUUUUAUUAGUACCGUACCGUAGAUUAUUGGAUUAUUUCCACAAAAAAACAUGAUAUUAUUAACUUGAUAAUGUUAAGUUAUAGUGUGAUACAUCACUAUUCCUUAACUAUUCAUCAAUUCAACAUUUGAUGCAGUUUAUUGUUUACUGUUCAAGCUAAUUCUAUGGAAUAUUAUGACUAUGCUAUUAAGUCUAGUUGGAAUGAAUUAAGAUUAAUGUAUCAAUUUGAUGUUCCCUUUUUCCUUGAUAUUCUUCAACUGGGCUAUUCAUAAUUAUCCUCAAUACAGGUACUCUAUAAAAAUACUAGAAUGGAAUUUUUGAAAUAAUUGGAACUAGCCUACACAGUUAAUAAAUUGUUCAAUACAGGUGAUUUGAUUUUAAAAUUAUUAUUUAAUCAGAUAUUAUUUUGAAACUGGAUUUAGAAUUCAUCCUAGAUCAGUGAGUAUACUAUCUUAAACUUUUUUUGCUGAAGUGAGUUUAUUGAAUAACUUUCUCUUUCAUGAUAAAAAUACUUAAUUCAUUCAAUACCUUACCGUACCGAAAAAAAAGUUUUUUUCAAAUCAUAAAAGCAUAAUAUUGUAUUGACUGAACAACAACCCUCACACUGGAAACAAAUACCGUACCAUCGAAAUUAUUAACUGUUCAAUUCUUGUUGAUUCUUAGUAAUGUCCAUGAUUGGUCGAUUAGUAUGUCUUUCAGUCUAUUUGGUUAUUUAUAAGAUUAAGUGCAUAUUAUAAAUAAUAAUAAUAUAAUGACAUGAACGAUGGAAUUCAAGAAACGAUCACUGAUUUGUAUUCAUGCGUAUUACUUUUCCAUUCUACAUAUUGAUACUUCGAAUUUCUAGGUAACUCAAACAAUUUCCAAAUAAAUCACAUCAGUACUAUAAGCACAAUGUAGUCUUCUCAAAAAAGUAGUUGUUAUUAGAACUUGAAAAAUUUAAUUGUUUUGAAUUUCAUUUAUUACUCUCAAUAGUCAUUUUAGUUUUUGAUCUGGUGAUUUAGAAUUAUAUAUGGUAGAAUAAGUUGAAACUAUAUCAAUUUCUUGUUAAUAAAUGUUAUUAUUUUUCUAUCG